This is a messenger RNA of Colletotrichum destructivum, 5494 nucleotides long. RefSeq names its product Putative AAA+ ATPase domain, ABC transporter type 1, transmembrane domain-containing protein. Gene Ontology annotation, cellular component: membrane. The transcript is spliced from 6 exons. The record is from RefSeq and is a predicted model, not a curated record. Gene Ontology annotation, biological process: transmembrane transport. NCBI's taxonomy places the organism in Eukaryota, Fungi, Ascomycota, Sordariomycetes, Glomerellales, Glomerellaceae. The coding region runs from base 326 to 4972 and encodes 1548 amino acids. Gene Ontology annotation, molecular function: ATP hydrolysis activity; ATP binding; ABC-type transporter activity.
CAGACACCUCCACCACACCUUUCGUUGCGGAACGUCGCAUGCACUCUACUCCGACUAGGUCGUCCCUCUCAAAACUUUUCCCAUCACGACAGAGUCGCCCCCGUGUCGGCGUUCUCUUCUUUCCGGUAUAUACAUAUUACAUACACUAUUCCACCGUUAUAAUAGACCGAAUAGCGACGAGAGAGAGCGAGGACGAGAGACCCUGCGACAACCGCCCGAAACGAUAAACCCCCCAAAUACAAACCCCCGGCGGAAAGUUACAGUCGUUCUGCUGUCUAGCAUGCGUUGAUAGGCGGGCUUGGGGAAUCGCUGAGAGCAAAUCGUCAUGGAUUAUUCCGACUAUUCGUCGCAACGCGUCCUGCACACGGGGUCCUUUACCGGAUUCCACCGCUUUGGACAGCUCGGCAGCAGUUACCUGUCCGCGACCGCUGAUUUCAAGCAGCCGUUAUGCGGUAACGAGGAGGGCUGGGGUCCCAUGAGCCCCUUCAGAUACGACUUCACGCCCUGCUUUAUCGAUGUAUGGAUAGCUUCUGUGGCAGUAUUUGGUGUCGUCUUUGGAUCUCUUGCGAUAGCCUGGCUUCUUCAGCGCAAGAGGCCGACUGACGCUCCCAAAGACUGGCAUUUUUGGGCUAAACAAACCCUUCUCGGAUUGAUCAUCGCCGACGUCGCAGUGCAGCUCGGAAUCCAAAUAAACAACUACCCCGGCAUCUGGUUUGGCGACUUCAGAUUUUGGACGACUGUUGCUACGAUCGUCUCCCUAGGCGUCAUCUUUGCCAUCCAAUGGCUCGAGCACGCCCGCCUGCGCAAUCCGAACGGCGUUGUAUUAUUCUACUGGCUCUUUCUUCUGAUUGCGUACGCCGUCAAGCUCCGCUCCUUGAUCUCGCAGCAGCUGUAUGACUCGAGCCCGGCAUACUUCAUUACUUACACCGUGGGCUUCGGGCUGUCUAUCAUCGAGUUCUUGAUCGAGUGGCUGUGGCCGAGGAAGGUCAGCGCAUACGAGACUUUGAUCGAUGAGGAAGAAUGUCCGAUCGAAUACGCUACCGUGUUCUCCUUGUUGACCUUCUCGUGGAUGACUCCCCUGAUGCGCUAUGGCUACAAGCAGUAUCUUACCGAAGAUGACCUGUGGGGGCUUGCCCAGAAGGAUCAGACCAAAAACACUGGAGAGGCGUUUAACCGGGCGUGGGAGUACGAGCUGAAGCAUCAUAAGAACCCUUCUUUGUGGCUGGCCAUGUUCCGUGCUUACGGCGGUCCGUACGCGGUAGCCGCGCUCUUUAAGGUCGUCAACGACGUCACGCAGUAUGUACAGCCGCAGCUUCUCCGGUACCUCAUCGCCUUCGUGCGCUCUCGGAACGAGCCUGAUGAGAAGAACCAACCCACCAUUCAGGGUGCUGCCGUUGCCUUGGCUAUGUUCGCGAUCGCCGUGCUGCAGACCUCCAUGAUUCAUCAAUAUUUCCAGCUUGCGUUCGUUACCGGCAUGCGUAUCAAGGGUGGCCUGGCAUCUGCCAUCUACAAAAAGUCCAUGAAGCUGUCUAACGAGGGUCGCGCCUCCAAGACGACUGGCGAUAUUGUGAACUACAUGGCUGUUGACGCACAACGUCUGCAGGAUCUGACCCAGUUUGCCCAGCAAGUCUGGUCUGCCCCUUUCCAGAUCAUAAUCUGCAUGGUGUCUCUCUAUCAGCUGGUCGGCUGGUCCAUGCUUGCUGGCAUUGGCGUAAUGAUCAUCAUGAUGCCCGCGCAUGGCUUUAUUGCCAGGAUCAUGAGAAACUUGCAAAAGGAACAGAUGAAGAACAAGGACAAGAGAAGCCGCUUGAUCAACGAGAUCAUCAAUAACAUGAAGAGCAUCAAGCUAUACGCCUGGGGUGCCGCUUUCAUGAACAAGCUAAACUUCGUCCGCAAUGACCUCGAACUCAAGAACCUGCGCAAGAUUGGAGCCACUCAGGCCUUCGCCAACUUCACGUGGAGCACGGCUCCAUUUUUCGUUUCCUGCUCGACCUUUGCCGUGUUCGUCAUGACGCAGGACAAGCCUUUGACCGCAGACAUCGUCUUUCCCGCGCUCACCCUCUUCAACCUCCUCACGUUUCCCCUGGCUGUUCUUCCCAUGGUCAUCACCUCCAUCGUUGAGGCCAGUGUCGCCGUUGGUCGCUUGACUUCUUUCCUGACCGCUGAAGAGAUCCAAUCUGAUGCGAUCACGGUCAAGCCGGCGCCGGAGGAGAUGGGAGAGGAAACUGUCGUCAUCCGAGAUGGGUCUUUCUCUUGGAACCGCCACGAAGACAGGGAGGCUCUCAAGGACAUCGAUUUCACAGCCUACAAGGGCGAACUCUCUUGCAUUGUUGGACGAGUCGGCGCUGGCAAGUCUUCUUUCUUGCAGUGCAUCUUGGGCGAUCUCUGGAAAGUCAAGGGCCAGGUCGACGUUCACGGAACUACCGCCUACGUCGCCCAGGGCUCUUGGAUCUUGAACGCUACGGUCAAAGAGAACAUCGUUUUCGGUUACCGCUACGAUCCCGAUUUCUACGAAAAGACCGUCAAGGCUUGCGCUCUCGUCGAUGACUUUGUACAACUCCCCGAUGGUGAUGAGACAGUUGUAGGCGAACGAGGCAUAUCGUUGAGUGGUGGCCAGAAGGCGCGUGUGGCUUUGGCCCGUGCCGUCUACGCUAGAGCGGACAUCUACCUCCUGGACGACGUUCUUUCGGCGGUGGACUCUCACGUUGGAAGACACAUUAUCGAGAAUGUCCUGGGCCCCAGAGGUUUGCUGAACACCAAGACGCGAAUUCUUGCCACCAACGCCAUCGCCGUGCUCACCGAGGCCAGUUACAUCACAAUGAUCAGGGAUGGCGAGAUUGUCGAGCGCGGAACUUACAAGCAGCUUGUGGCUAUGAAGGGCAUGGUCAACGACCUCAUCAAGACUGCCGGGCAAGAGUCAGGUCCCUCUUCUGCCGGCUCAAGCGGUUCUAGCAGCGAGACAUCAACCAUCAUCGAAGCCGAGGGCAGCAGCCAAGAGAAGAAUGAGAUGGAAGAAGCCCAAGAGCAGCUCCCAGAGAUGGAACCCAUCAAGACCGGCGCCUCCGUGAAGAACAGGAAGGGACGAUCUUCUAGCAUGGCAACCCUGCGCCGCGCUAGCACCGCCAGCUUCAGGGGACCCCGUGGCAAGCUUACCGACGAAGAAGUUGCUGGUAGCAAGUCCAAGCAGACCAAGGAGCACGUCGAGCAGGGCAAGGUCAAGUGGAACGUUUACUUCGAGUACGCCAAAAACAGCAACAUUGUCGCCGUCGGGGUCUACCUGGUCGCCCUGCUGGCCUCUCAGACGGCAAACAUUGGUGCUUCUGCAUGGCUCAAUGUAUGGUCCGAUCAAAACCGGAACGCAGGUAGCAACUUGCACGUCGGCUACUACCUCGGCAUCUACUUCGCUGUCGGAAUGGGCUCCUCGCUUCUUACGGUCCUCCAAACGCUCAUCCUGUGGAUCUUCUGCUCCAUCGAGGCAUCGAGGAAGCUGCAUGAGAGGAUGGCCAACGCCAUCUUCAGGUCUCCCAUGUCCUUCUUCGACACCACGCCGACUGGCCGCAUCCUGAACCGGUUCUCGAGUGACAUCUACAGAGUCGACGAGGUCCUCGCCAGGACUUUCAACAUGCUGUUCGUCAAUGCUGCUCGCUCUUGCUUCACCCUGGCAGUCAUUUCGAUCGCGACGCCCCCGUUCACUGCGCUUAUCAUCCCGAUCACGUUGAUCUACUACUGGAUUCAGCGAUACUACCUACGCACUUCUCGCGAGCUCAAAAGACUCGACAGUGUUACCAAGAGUCCCAUCUACGCCCAUUUCCAGGAGUCCCUCGGGGGUAUUUCGACGAUUCGCGCCUACCGUCAACAGCAAAGAUUCGAACUUGAGAACGAAUGGCGUGUUGAUGCCAAUCUCAAGGCGUACUUCCCGUCCAUCAGUGCGAACCGUUGGCUGGCCGUGCGCCUCGAGUUCAUCGGUGCUCUGGUCAUCCUCGCCGCUGCUGGGUUUGCCGUGAUCACUGUUGCAUUCGACAUACCAUUGAAGGAAGGCUCCGUCGGUCUCGCCAUGUCCUAUGCCUUGCAGAUCACGACGUCGCUCAACUGGAUUGUGCGCCAGACGGUCGAAGUGGAGACAAACAUCGUGUCUGUGGAGCGUGUUCUCGAAUAUGCCCGUCUGCCGAGCGAAGCCCCCGAGAUCGUCAAGAGCAACAGGCCGCCUGUCGCCUGGCCGUCCAAGGGCUCUCUCGAGUUCAAGAACUACAGCACCCGGUACCGCGAGGGUCUAGACAACGUGCUAAAGAACAUUAACUUGGACAUCAAGUCACACGAGAAGAUUGGCGUCGUCGGCCGCACGGGAGCGGGCAAGUCGUCAUUGACAUUGGCGCUUUUCCGCAUCAUCGAGCCGACCGCCGGUCACAUCAGCAUCGAUCAGAUCAACACGUCCUCCAUCGGACUGCUGGACCUGCGCAGGAGACUGGCCAUCAUUCCCCAGGACGCCGCCCUGUUUGAGGGCACCGUCCGAGACAACUUAGACCCGGCCAACGUGCAUGAUGACACGGAGCUUUGGAGCGUGUUGGAACACGCCCGGUUGAAGGACCACGUAUCGGGCAUGGAAGGCGGCCUAGACGCAACGAUCAAUGAAGGAGGCUCCAACCUCUCACAGGGUCAGCGGCAGCUCGUGUCGCUUGCUCGGGCAAUGCUGACGCCGUCCAAUAUCCUCGUGCUGGAUGAGGCGACGGCGGCCGUCGACGUUGAGACGGACGCCAUGCUGCAGACGACGCUGCGGUCACCGUUGUUCGCGAACCGCACCAUCAUCACCGUUGCGCACCGCAUCAACACCAUCCUCGAUAGCGACCGCGUCGUCGUGCUGGAUAAGGGCGAGGUGGUGGAGUUUGACAAGCCCCAGGAACUCAUCAAGAAGCAGGGCGUGUUCUACGGCUUGGUCAAACAGGCCGGUCUGGAUACCUCAGAGUCAUCGUCAUAGGAGGGUGAACGGAGAAGGCAGUUGGUCAGACGGCGAGGCCUGUGGGUCCUCAGAAGACAGUGAUGAGAAAUGCCGCAGCGGCAUUUGUCGAGGUGGUGGCCGAGGCAAAGAGAGAAAGCUAAAGAGAGCGCUUGUUCUUGUGUAACUAUGCGGUGUUUUCUCUCUCCUUGAAUUGAAAAAAAAAUUGGUAGUCUGCGGGGAGAAUAUCCCAACGGAGGGGAAGGCUGUGUGUGUGUAUGUGUGGGCGGGAGGGAUUAGGGUAGGUUUGUACAAGAGGAAAGGCAUACACUAGCAUCAUUGUAGAAUGACCCGCAAGGACCUUGACGCGAUUGAGAAUCUACUUCCCCUGUACUUCCGCCCAUUAUCGAAGAGGAAAUUGCACGCUUGGUAUUGACGUCGCGGGUGGUUUGCUGAAUAUUUGGAUGCUGUCCAACGGCCGUCCGUCGUCGAACCAAUGCUGGCUGGUGGUGGGUGUGCAACAUACUUGCCAACGUCACCUUGUCACCGCGUCGGCUUCCCUUC